Sardina pilchardus (European sardine) is the source of this 1002-nucleotide messenger RNA. RefSeq lists its product as uncharacterized. NCBI's taxonomy places the organism in Eukaryota, Metazoa, Chordata, Actinopteri, Clupeiformes, Clupeidae. The record is from RefSeq and is a predicted model, not a curated record. The transcript has 6 exons. The coding region runs from base 5 to 991 and encodes 328 amino acids.
UUUCAUGGCUGACCCCAGCAGGGAAAUUGUCCAUUCAGAGUUGGUCCAGGUGACCGAGACCACAAGUUCUGGGGCUAUGGAGACUGUUGCCCUCAGGCGCGGAUUGGACCAUUUGCUUGACAGUGGCCUACAUUUGGAGGUCUUGGCGACUGAUCGUUCCACGAGUGUCAAGAAAAUAAUGCGCGAGGAAUAUGAAGAGAUUGAUCAUCAAUUUGAUAUUUGGCACACUGCGAAGAAUAUCCAAAGCAAAUUGAUAUCGAAGUCCAAGAAGAGGAGAUGUGCAGCAUUGAAACCUUGGAUCCGCUCAAUCCGGAACCAUCUCUGGUACUCUACUGCCAGAGCAGGAGGAAAUGUUGAGAAAUUGAAGUCGACGUGGAAUUCAAUUCUGCACCACAUAAUCGAUGAACAUACAUGGACUGAAGGUGGGACUGAGCAUAGCUGUCAACACCCACCUCUAACCGAUGAAGACCGGGAGAAAAAAAUGUGGCUGUGUAAGGACAGUGAGGCAUAUCAGGAGCUGGCUAGCAUAGUCCUCAACACAACACUCCAGAAGGAUCUAGGAAACAUGGGGCGUUUCAAACACACAGGUGCCUUGGAAGUAUUUCACAGUUCCCUCUUGAAGUAUGCUCCAAAGAGACAGUGCUUUUCCUAUCAGAGUAUGAAGCAGAGAACAAACUUGGCCAUCAUGCAUCACAAUGAGAACCUGACUCAGAAACCAAAGCUGGACUCAGAAGGAAAACCUGUGAUCAUUCAAGAAUGGAGCAAGCGUUCAAAAGAAUGGGUCACAAGACAGAGGUAUCAGCAAAACACGGUCAACUUCAGAACCAGGUUGAUGCAGUUGCUGUUGGAGAGGCGGAAUGAUCCUACUGUCAUCUUCAGGGACACAUCGUCAACUCUUCUUAGACCUGACCUGCCUGCUAACAUAGGAACACUCCCCAAACCAUCCAAAGAUGAUGCUGCCCGGAAACACAAGAGUCGUUUUGCUAAAUGAGUGACUCAUUA